Messenger RNA from Drosophila mauritiana, 768 nucleotides. RefSeq names its product glutathione S-transferase 1-like. Lineage: Eukaryota; Metazoa; Arthropoda; Insecta; Diptera; Drosophilidae. The transcript has a single exon. Gene Ontology annotation, molecular function: glutathione transferase activity. Bases 37 to 699 code for a protein of 220 amino acids. Gene Ontology annotation, biological process: glutathione metabolic process. The record is from RefSeq and is a predicted model, not a curated record.
AUUUAGUGAAACUUGGGUCUCUCUGGUAAUCGCAUCAUGUCGGAUAAAUUGAUUUUGUAUGGCAUGGACAUUAGUCCUCCUGUUCGCGCCUGCAAGCUAACCUUGCGUGCCUUGAAAUUGGACUACGAAUACAAGGAAAUGGAUCUACUGGCAGGAGAUCACUUCAAGGAUGAGUUCCUCAAGAAGAAUCCGCAGCACACCGUGCCACUUCUCGAAGAUAAUGGUGCCCUAAUUUGGGAUUCACAUGCGAUUGUUUGCUACCUGGUGGACAAGUACGCCAAGUCGGAUGAGCUAUAUCCCAGGGAUCUGGUGUUGCGCGCCCGGGUGGAUCAGCGUUUGUUCUUUGAUGCCAGCAUUCUGUUUAUGUCGCUGCGAAAUGUCAGUAUACCCUUUUUUCUGCGCCACGUAAGCCUGGUUCCCAAGGAGAAGGUGGACAACAUCAAAGAUGCAUAUGGCCAUUUGGAGAAGUUUCUAGGGGAUAAUCCCUAUUUGACCGGAUCGCAACUGACCAUAGCUGAUUUCUGCUGCGGAGCUACUGCAUCCUCACUGGCCGCUGUUCUUGAUCUGGAUGAGAAAAAGUAUCCCAAGGUGGCUGCUUGGCUUGAACGCCUCUCCAAGUUGCCCCAUUAUGAGGAGGACAAUCUGCGAGGCACGAAGAAGUACAUCAACUUAUUGAAACCCGUAUUAAACUUGGAGUAAUAGUAAUUUGUAUUAAACAGAAAACCAUAAAAUGUCCAAGAAAACGAAUAAAAUCGAAUCAAAAAUGUA